AACGUUUGUGAACUGGCUCUAUCAAUUCACUUUCAAGAACCGAUUCAAAAGAAUGAUUCAUUCACAUAGCCAAAUCGUGUUCGAAUUGUUUUUGGUAGGCGUCUCGUUACGUUUUUUUGAGACACAGCCUGUGAUUCGCUCUUAGUACCGUGACAGCCAAUCAUAGCGAAGCACUGAAGUGAAGCGUGAACGUCCCUUAUGAGGCCUGUGAUGUGAACGACUCACUUAAAAUGGCGACGGUGGAGCCGGAAAUAAACUCAAAUUCUUGCAAGAGUGAAGAGGAGAACUCCGAAGAGACCAAUCAGGAGAUUGUCAGCCCUGAGAGCUACAUCAAACAUCCUCUACAGAACAGAUGGUCUUUAUGGUUCUUCAAAAAUGACAAGAGCAAAACAUGGCAGGCCAAUCUCAGACUGAUCUCCAAAUUUGACACAGUAGAGGAUUUUUGGGCGCUUUAUAACCACAUUCAGCUCUCCAGUUAUUUGAUGUCAGGAUGUGACUAUUCUCUUUUCAAGGAUGGUAUUGAGCCCAUGUGGGAGGAUGAGAGGAAUAAAAAAGGAGGCCGCUGGCUCAUCACUCUCAACAAGCAGCAGAGGAAGUAUGACCUGGACCGCUUUUGGUUGGAAACUCUGCUGUGCCUCAUCGGUGAGACCUUUGACGACUACAGCGAUGAAGUGUGCGGGGCUGUAGUCAAUAUCCGAACGAAAGGCGAUAAAAUCGCUGUCUGGACAUCUGAUUACGAGAACAGAGAUGCUGUAACGCACAUAGGGAGGGUGUACAAGGAACGGUUAGGCAUCCCUAUGAAUAUGACCAUUGGCUACCAGUCUCAUGCUGACACGGCCACUAAGAGUGGCUCCACUACUAAGAACAAGUUUGUGGUCUGAAUAUCUUCAAGGGCCUGAAUUCUCUCUCUCUCUCUCUCUCUCUCUCUCUCUCUCUCUCUCUCUCUCUCUCUCUCUCU
Messenger RNA from Rhinichthys klamathensis goyatoka, 958 nucleotides. RefSeq names its product eukaryotic translation initiation factor 4eb (gene eif4eb). The record is from RefSeq and is a predicted model, not a curated record. Gene Ontology annotation, biological process: translational initiation. Gene Ontology annotation, molecular function: RNA 7-methylguanosine cap binding; translation initiation factor activity. Gene Ontology annotation, cellular component: cytoplasm; eukaryotic translation initiation factor 4F complex. Lineage: Eukaryota; Metazoa; Chordata; Actinopteri; Cypriniformes; Leuciscidae.